UUGUAACUUUGAGGAAGUUUUGAUAGUUUAUUAUUUCAGAAUUUAAUAUUUCUGAUACUUUUGAUCAAGGCAUCUGUUUGCUAUUACAUUCAGGAAGUUUUUAUUUUUCUAAAUUUCAUUUCUAUUUGUAAUGUUAUUGCGUACUGUUCAUUUAAAGUUGUUAAAUUAGUUAAGCUUUAGGCUGCAGACUUUGCCUGUGGCGUCCUUAGUUAUUGUAGCGUGCGUUUCCGGCAACCACCUUACUCACAUAAAGCUUGUACGAGUACUUUAGGCGUAGAAUUGUACAUUUAAAUUUAGCAAAAAAUAAGCUGUACAACAAAUACACGUGCAUUAAAGAUUAUGGCAACAGAAAUUUUUGGAAAAGAAGACUGUGAGGGGAUGAAUUUAACCCCUGACGAACUAAAAAGAUUAGGCAGUGCAUUAAAAGAUGAGCGGUUUCGAGAACUUUUGUUUGAAUAUGCAGAGGAACUUAACGAUCCAGCAAACAGGCGUCAGUAUGAAGAGGAUAUCAUUGCACUUGAAAAGGAAAGAGGUAUAAAUGCUGUCUUCAUUCACCCCAAGGCAGGCUAUGUACUAAAAACAACGUCAGGAAGCACAAAACAUGGAAAAGUUUUCCUUAACAUGUGUGAAAAUGAAAACGUUAAUAAACCCAAUUGCUACAGAAGCAUGAGGGAUAGUAAAACUAAAGGUCUCCAUUGGAAUAUUCCUCACUUAUUGGCCCCGCCAAGAAAAGACGUGGAUAAAAGGGGUGACAGUUGCAUGGUGUAUGAUGUUGUUUUUAACCCUGACACUUUGUACAUGGCUCAAAAAAAUAAAAAUUUUAGAGCAAUGAUAGAAGAGAUUGCUAUGAAAGGUGUUGAGGAUAAAUUUUCUGUGCAUCUUGACCAGCAAACUGUUCACUACCCUAAGAUGAAGUACAAAGGUCAGCCUGUUCCUACAAUAAUCAGAACCAAGCAUGAAUUUGUUGAAGCAGGAGGCAAUAACAGUCAAGCUUUGUGCCUCAAGUCUAUUCAAUCAUCAGCUUCACCUGGGAAUGAAAAUGAGGCUAAAGACACAUCAGUUACGUUAAACUCCUAUGAUUUAGGUACAAUAGACUUGGAUGAAAAAACUGUAAAGAACAACAAAAAACUGAAUAUGGAAAACUUGAGUAGUUUUAGUAUGCCCUACUCCAAAAUGGAAGAUUCCCUGGAUAACAUGCAUUUUGCUGUUGUAAAUGAGGAAAAUGAUUCAUUGUUGGUGCCCAAAUAUUCAAUUUUGCAUAGAAACUAUUGUGAGUUUGAAGAUUACAGUAUUAUACCUGGAAAGUUGAUGUCCACACGACCUAAAGAGCUAAUCAUUACUGUGGAACUACCACUCUUAAAUUCUGCUGAUAAUAUUGAACUUGAUGUUAUGAAAGACAGUAUAAUAUUGAAAUCCAAGAAACCUGGACCACAGUAUAAUCUUCAGUUGCAGCUGCCAUAUAGCAUAGAUGAAGACAAAGGCAGUGCAAAAUUUGACAGAACUAAACAUAAUUUGAUAAUUACUUUAUUAGUUCUUCAGUCAGAUGAAUAUUUUUCAGUAACAGAAGAUUCCAACUCAAACCAAGUAAAAGACAGUACUGAGUCUUGGCACAGUGAAGGUGAAUUUAAUUCAAAUCUUAAUGGUAUGAACAUGUCUAAUUUUCCAAGCAAUAUAAACCUUGAUGAUAGUCAUCAACAUCAAGACAAACAUUCUGGAAAGGAAGAACAUUGCAGUUUAAUACCACAUCAAGAUGAGAGAGAAAACAGUUUUGAAGAGUACUGUGUUAAAGAUGCAAACCAGGGUCAUAAUUGUGGUCUUAUUUCAAAAUCAUCCUGCACCUACAUAUACAGUGCCCCAGAUUUUGAAUAUCAUCAAACGUCUGAAAUGUUGAUAUUAGUUAUCUAUAUUAAGAAUGUGGACCCAAAAUCCAUAAAAACUCAGUGUUGUCAGGAAUGUUGUAUCUGGCAAAUGACAUAUUCAACUUUGGGAACAGGAUUCGUUCCAUUUCAUUAUUCCUUGGUUCUACCAUUUGAAGAUCCUUGUUUAGCUCUCGAUGUUGAAGAUGAAAGCUCUGUGGUUGAUGUGAAUGAUAACACAGUUUUGUGGAAAUUGAAGAAAUCUCAAAUGUCAAAUGGAAUGUGGACAUACUUUUUUGCAGGUGUUGACCAACAGAAUUUAAAGAAGUACCACAUGGCUUCUGAAAUUGGGACGUUGGCUCGACUAAAAUCACUUAAAGAUAUGACAGAAGAUAUUCUGUGUACCAGUGAGGUCUUGGAUGGAAAGAAGGUUUCCAUAAUAGAUGUCAGUGAGAAGGUAGUUACUUUUGAUAUACAGGUGGGUCCUGAGAAAGACAGUAAUGAACACAAAGUACUUCUUGACUCUGCUAACACAAACUCUUGUGACAGUUGUGGGUAUGAAAAUGGCUCUGUUUACAAUACAGAAAUUGUUUCUACUUUUUCUGAUGAAGUGGAACAGAUCUCAAAGGAUGAAAUUGGAGAUGAUCCUCAGGAUGGCGUUUCCACCUUGAAAACAAUCAAACCAACCCAAAAAAUAAGAACUUCUUCAGAAUCAAGUGAAGAUCAGAGUCCAAUUCGAAGAAGAAGAGGGAUUUUAAAAUACUCUGAUAAAUUCUGCCGAACUGUAUCUGAAUCAAGCGAUGACUUUUUGUGGUCUUCACAAGAUAUUUCUUCACCAGACUGUGACUUCUCAGUAGAUGGCAGCACGGAUAGGAUUAAGAAAAGUGUCCGUUUUAGUGAUUAUGUUUCAAAGAAUGUUUAUAGGGUGAACUCUAGUAUUUUGGGUCAAAGAAAGAAAAAUCAACGGAAGGCUCUGAAUAAGCAAAAGGCCAGAUCUCGAAAGGAUUCUGUGUCAUCAUCUGAUAGUGAAUGUACAGAUGCUGGAGAUAAAGAUAAUGGAAAAGGAACUGACUUGGAAAAUACCACGAAGAGAAGUAUUAGUGAUACCAAUUCUUAUGAUGAAGGAACUGUGUGUGCAAAAAAUGAAGGAAAACAAAAAUGUAAAAGUCAAAAAGUUGAAACCUACAAUUUGGAAACAUCUCUUUCUAUUUUAGAUUCUUCUGGUUUCAAGGAUCAAGUAGAAGAUGAAAGUACCAAAAUUUUAGUAGAUAAGAAAUGUGUAUCUGUAGAUGGGUUUUUUGACCAGGAGGUUUUAGACUCGACUUCUUUUGAAGUCACCAACCAUGAAGAUUGGACAGUUGUCAAAAGAAAGAAAAGAAAUGGGAAACGAAGAAACUCAAAUGAAGCCAAAGAUUGUGACACUGAUAACGUUUGUGAUGAAGAAAAGUUUAAUUUAACUUUGUCCCAAAGGAAUGGCACUGAUGUUAGAAGUACAACAACUGUGAAUGGGAAAAAUCUUCAAAACUUCUGUGUUAAUAAUGGAAGAGAGAGAGAAGAAAAUAUCCCCGAUGAAACCAAGAAUGUAGUAUCUCAUAUUGAUAGUGCAGAAAACACAGACCACAUACUUAAUGGCUCAACUGAUGGACAACAGAGCAGCUGUUCUAUUGAACAUCUGGAAGACAAACAACUGGACAGUCAACUUACUGGGAACCAAGAUCAUAAACAUUACAAAAGCACUCCUACGAAUGGCUUAGUGGACAAUAACUACUUUAUCAAAUACCCAGAAGAUGUAUCUACGUCAAGUGACUUAGAAUUCAAUCAGCUGAAAAGUUGCCCUGGUGUAGAAGACAAGAAGAAAACUGUGUUUACAGAAGAAACUGAAACUACAGUCUCAUCAGAAAAGGUGCUUACUACUGAUGAUAAUGACACCAGUGAUGAUCAUUGCAUAAAUUCUGUUCCUUCAGAACCCAUUGUUUCUGACAUUACCAAAACCUCAGUAUUUCCAACCUGUGAGAACAGAACUAUAAUUGACAAAUCAAUUCAAGAGGAAGAGGAUGUCACAGUUGGAUCUGAAACUGUAUUAAAAGGGAAUGUGAAUUCUCCUCAAGUCCACAGUUAUCCCACACACUGCAUCAUUCAGUUCUCUAAUAACUUGAUGUAUCAGCUGGACUGAUGAAGCUUUUAUUUGGGCUGGAAAUAAAUUUAGGUUUUUAGUGUUUCUAGGAACUAUAUGCUUAGUACAAAUAUUACAAAAAAUUAGAUUCUACUCAUGCAAAUCUUCUAGUGAAAACUAAUUACUGGGUGGUUGAAUGGUAGUUACAUAAUCUUUUUUUUUCUCUAUUUGUUUUUAUAGAGAGUUUCUUUUUUGUCAAGCUGAGUCAGUAAGAAUUGCAUACUACAUCAAAUGUUGAUUUACUGUUUGCAGAAACUUAUCUAAUUUCAAGCUUAUGUAAUUUCACUAAGUCAAAUGAUUCACAUGCUUAUUAGAGAACCUGAGUUUAAAAAAUUUUCUAAACACCCUUGCUAGAAAGUACAGCAAAACUGUAGCAUACAAAAUUUAUCAAUUAAGUUUACGUACUGGAGCUUCAAUGUCUAUCAUCUACAAUCAGUUCAUUCAGCAUUUUUGAACAUCAUUCAUCACACUCAGUUUAUACCGUGUAGCAUAAAUAUCACAGCAAGUCAAUACAGCAUUUUUUUAAUAGACACGCCAUUUUGUACAUCAACAAUACAUUCAAAUUGAUCUACUUUUAUCAAAACAUAAGAAAUUUUCUAAAGUUUUUAGGAAAAAAAACACGUGUAUAUUAAUACAUUUAUAUGAAUUAUUUAAUUUGACUUACCACAAAUUUUGAGCAUUUGAAAUAUUAUUCCUAAAAUUUUAACAACUUUUAACUGCAAAUAAUACAAGUUUUUUUUACCAAUCAUCUGAAUUAUGAGUUACAUAUAUAUAUAUAUAUAUACUCUUCUGUUCAGAGUCACUUUUCACUAGUAUAACAACAAAAGUAUACCAAACUUGGAAGUCACUUGGAAAACAUUUUUAAAGUACAUUAGUCCCUGUGCAUGUAGGCCAGAAUUGUAAUAUAAUAAUAGUUAUUUAUACAUAAAACAUUUGUAAUAAAAUGUUGAUUAAAUUAUUGGAUACUAUAUUCAGUACUUGAAAUAGUAAAAAUAAAAUAAGUGCUGGGGGUGU
Messenger RNA from Limulus polyphemus (Atlantic horseshoe crab), 5043 nucleotides. It is a transcript of the gene Nop17l, whose product is annotated as protein kintoun-like. Lineage: Eukaryota; Metazoa; Arthropoda; Merostomata; Xiphosura; Limulidae. Gene Ontology annotation, cellular component: cytoplasm. The transcript is spliced from 6 exons. The record is from RefSeq and is a predicted model, not a curated record. The coding region runs from base 340 to 4029 and encodes 1229 amino acids. Gene Ontology annotation, biological process: axonemal dynein complex assembly.